Pectinophora gossypiella (pink bollworm) is the source of this 729-nucleotide messenger RNA. RefSeq lists its product as uncharacterized. NCBI's taxonomy places the organism in Eukaryota, Metazoa, Arthropoda, Insecta, Lepidoptera, Gelechiidae. The record is from RefSeq and is a predicted model, not a curated record. The coding region runs from base 1 to 729 and encodes 242 amino acids. The transcript has 3 exons.
AUGAAGUUUUUGAUACUCCUCAGUGUUGUGGCUUUUGCUUCGAGCAGUCCAGUGGCGCAAGAUGAAUCUGUGAUGCGUUUAUUCCUUGGGAAUAUUGUGAGUUGCGUAAACAGUGACCUGGGAUUGUGUUUGAAGGAACAAGCAUUAAAAGUCACGGAGAGACUGGGCUCAGUUCGUCAACUGAAGUUGGCUGAAGGUGUUACCAUUCUGAACAAUGUCCCCAAGGACGGCAAAAGUCUGGACCUCUCAGCCGAACCUGAAGAAAGAAAGAAGCAGGUCUCCGAACGUCUUUGGCAGAGCACUUCCGACUUGUUGAAGAAUAGCGACUUGGAACUUAGCUUCAACGCUCCAGUUGGUGAUGAUGAUGAAAGCAGAGCUCUUGAUGAUGUUGAGGAGGGCCGUGGCAAGAAGAAGGAAAUGAAGAAGAAACUCAAGAUGUUGGUGCCUCUUCUACUCUUGGCGAAAGCCAAGGCUAUUGCUCUUGUCGUCUUCUCCCUCCUCGUGAUCGCUGCUUCCCUCUUCAAGCUCGCAGUGCUUGCCAAGAUCGCCUUCAUCGCCAAGGCUAUUGCUGCCCUCAAGCUUCUCUUGGCCAGGAAGCACCAAGAGGAAGAACAUGGAUGGGUCCCCCACCACGAGGAACAUCACGACCAUGGCCACGGUUGGGAAGGCGGCUGGUCGCGAUCCAGAAACGAGGCCAACAAUCUGGCCUACUCUGCCUACUCUAAGUAA